Plenodomus lingam JN3 is the source of this 768-nucleotide messenger RNA. The record is from RefSeq and is a predicted model, not a curated record. NCBI's taxonomy places the organism in Eukaryota, Fungi, Ascomycota, Dothideomycetes, Pleosporales, Leptosphaeriaceae.
AUGAAGGCGCGCACAGCGGUACCGCUGCUUACCUGGUUGAAACAAUGGUCGCUGAAAUGGAUGCCAGUUGAAGACCAAUAUACACAGGACAAGGACAGCACGGCGCCGGGCUUCUUAAAAAGAUACUGGGGAAGAGCUGCUCGAAUAGAGAUGUCAAAAAGGCUGCGUGUGGAGGAAGCUGCUGUGCCGUGGACCAGCGAGUGCAUCGACAGGUACAGCCGGUACGGGCCAGGGAUUGGAUGGAUCCUGCCAGAGGCUGCAGAGGCUACAGACAAGUCGCCAGAGGUGCGAGGUCACAUCAAGUCGUACCCUUCUACCCGCAUCCCCACGCCAUCAACGGUCGUCUUGCUUCUACUUGCAGCGGCCCCCUCCCCGCAAUGGCCAAAGCCAAAGCAGCCACACCGCCCUUGCAGUAGGGCUGAAGAACAAGGUCGCAAAGGCAACCUCCUCGCCAACGUCAUGUUGCCGAUCCAGAGCCCGAGCAAGUCGAAUCAUGUUUGUCUGGUGUGCUGCCUCCUGGAGUCUGGCCAACUUGCGCGAAGACGAGAAGUCGCCCCAUCAUCUUUUCCCUGCCCAUCCUUUUCUGGCCUUGGGCUUGGGCUUGGGCUUGCGAGUUGCUACCAGCCAUGGCCAUCUCCGGCUCUGGAAAGGUGCAUAGCUCUGUUUGACUUGGGAUUGGCCUGCAGUAUCAUCGUGAGGGUGCACAACACAGGCUGUCUUUCUUACACUGAGCCACAACGGGCUGCCGCCUACCUGAGAAGGGCUUGA